AUGGACCCAAAUUGUCAACAAGGCGCUGUUCAAGCUGGUGGUGGCAGCAUAAUGCUACUUGGAGAUCACUUGCAGCCAUUCAUGGACUUCACGUACCCCAACAACGAUGGGAUUUUUAUGGAUGACAAUGCACCAUGUCACCGGUCCACAACUGUUCGCGAUUGGUUUGAAGAACAUUCUGGACAAUUCCAGCGAAUGAUCUGGCCACCUAGACCGCCCGACAUGAAUCCCAUCGAGCAUUUAUGGGACAUCAUCGAGAGGUCUGUUCGUGCCCAAAAUCCUGCACCAUCAACACUUUCUCAAUUAAUGGAACGUCUAGAAAGACAGCAUGGCUCAAUAUUCCUGCAGAAGACUUCCAACAACUUGUUGAGUCCAUGCCACGUCGAGUUGCUGCACUUCGCCGGGCGAAAGGAGGACCUACACGAUAUUAAGACGUAUCCCAUGACUUUUGUCACUUCAGUCGCAUCUCAAUUUCGAGAAUAUCAAUUUACUUGCCAAGCUAGUCAAGAAGCUGAUUUCCUAUCUUUCCAAGCAUUGUGUGGUAUAGCCUAUAUCUAUGACAGAGCACGGUUGCUGAGAUUCUGGUUCGGGGUGAAGCCCAUCGUGCUUUUCUUCAAACCGGAGACCGUCGAGGUUGUGUUAAGUAGCAAUGCAUUGUUGGAGAAAACAUUUGUAUAUGAUUUCUUAGCACCAUGGUUUAAACAGGGACUAAUUACAAGUUCUGGGGCAAAAUGGCGCAAGAGGAGGAAGCUUUUAACCCCAGCUUUCCACUUUAGAAUACUGGAUGAUUUCUUGCCCGUCAUUGACAGCCACGCUCGAUUCUUGGCGGAGAAGUUGAGGGAACAAGUCGGGAACAAAUCGUUUGAUCUGGUCCCCUACAUUACAUUAUGCUCACUGGAUAUCCUGUGUGAAACGGCCAUGGGAAAAUAUGUUGGAGCACAAAAGAAGGACACACCUUACAUAAAGGCUCUUAGCGCAGCAUCACACCUAUUUGGUGUCCGGUUUAUGAAGCCCUGGUUGUGGCCGGAAUUCGUAUUCGGUCGGACGGCAGAAGGCAGAAAAUUCAAAGAAAGCACCGACACCAUGGAUGCUUUUACAAGAGGGGUAAUCCGUGAGCGCAAGCAGUUCAUCAUGAGCGAAGUGAAGGGCGGCUCUAACUUGGAAGAUGCAUUCAAGAAGGACGAUUACGGCAUGAAAAGGCGGAAGGCCUUCCUCGAUCUUCUGCUCUAUGAGCAUUUAUCUGACCCCUGCUUUACAGAAGAAGAUAUCACAGAAGAAGUUAACACCUUUAUGUUUGCGGGACACGAUACUACGGCCGUGGGCAUGAGCUGGGCCCUCUACUUGAUUGGUCAAGACCCUGAAGUGCAGAAAAAAUUGCAAGAUGAAUUGGAAGAAGUCUUCGGCGACGACUACGAUAGGCCUUUUGAAGUUGAAGAUCUUAAGAAUCUCAAAUAUUUGGAAUGCGUAUUAAAGGAAAGUCAACGUCUGUAUCCGUCUUUGCCAUACAUCGGCAGAGAAUCCAGUUGUGAUGUUGUUGUUAAUGGGUACACGAUUCCCGCUGGAACAAACUGCAUGAUAUUCACAUACAUGCUACACAGAGACUCAGACGUAUUCCCAAAUCCAGAGAAGUUUGAUCCAGACCGGUUCUUACCAGAAAAUGCGACGGGCAGACACCCCUACGCUUAUGUUCCCUUCUCUGCAGGACCCAGAAACUGCAUUGGGCAAAGAUUCGCCAUGAUGGAAGAAAAGGUUGUUCUUGCCCAUGUUCUCAUGAACUACGAGGUGAAAUCUUUGGUUCCUAGGGAUCAACUGCAGCUGACAGCGGAAAUGGUACUUCGAUCACACAAUGGAAUCAUCAUGCAAAUUACUCCCAGGCAGAGAUGAAAUUUCAGAAUUGCUACCAAAGUUUACGUCAGUUUACUAAACUUAAGAGCAGCGAAUUGGUUGCCCUCUUAAAUUAUUGCUGAUACAUUUAUUGCUAAGUGGAGGUCGAUAUUCAUUUACAGUGUUUUGCUUACCCAAAGGACAAAUUUUGAAGUCGACUUUCACAAACAACUUUUUUUUUUAUGUCUUAUCGAUCCAGUAACCUUAAUAACGAGAUCGACAAGACCAGAUUGGUCACAUGAGUAAAAAAAAAAAAAGCAUCAGUCCAUCAUUUGGUGUAAAAAUUGUGACCAAAACAUAAGUCUCGGUAACGGAUCAUCAUUUUAUUCUAGUUGCUGAAAAGCAACUUGAAUAAAAAUGGAAAAUAUAUGUUUCAUAAGGUGUUACAAAUGUUGAAUGGGGGAAAAAGUAACUAUUAAGUAUAAAACAGGAAUUCGAUUACUAGUAAGCAAUCACAAUCUUGUAAAUAUGUGUAUAGUUAUGUAGAAUAGCAUCUUUGUAAAAUGUUGAUCGUUUUUGUGUAAAAUUGUAAUUGUCAAACUAUCUG
Molecule: messenger RNA, 2431 nt
Organism: Uloborus diversus
Lineage: Eukaryota; Metazoa; Arthropoda; Arachnida; Araneae; Uloboridae
Product: cytochrome P450 4c3-like
Exons: 13
Coding region: 1-1884 (627 amino acids)
Molecular function (GO): iron ion binding; nucleic acid binding; heme binding
Source: RefSeq, a predicted model, not a curated record